Molecule: messenger RNA, 3129 nt
Organism: Verruconis gallopava
Lineage: Eukaryota; Fungi; Ascomycota; Dothideomycetes; Venturiales; Sympoventuriaceae
Product: alcohol oxidase 1
Exons: 6
Coding region: 1004-3001 (665 amino acids)
Molecular function (GO): oxidoreductase activity, acting on CH-OH group of donors; flavin adenine dinucleotide binding
Source: RefSeq, a predicted model, not a curated record
GGAAUCUCGGGGCUCUUUUCUGCGAAUAUUUCCGAAAGAGCGGAUAAGCCUGUACCGCCAAGGGGCCCAACCUUACAGAUGAACGGCAGUUAUCAAACGGCUGACCUACCCUGACACUUGUUUGCGGAGAACCCGGACGUUGCCCUUGCACUGGGACCAGAAAACUCCACCACGGAUAUAACGAUUUCAGGAUUUAGUAUCCCACGCCAAUGCUUGUCGUACUUCUUCACACGAGGCUGACUAUAGGGAUUUGCGUGACUUUCCGCAGCGUCCGAAGCUGGGUUCCCCGCAACAUACAUUGAUGUCUCCACAGUCAGACAGGACAGCCUAGUCAAGUCCUCAAAACAAAAUGCAAUAUCUGGUGGACUAGCUGCUGCAAGUUAUCAGGGUCUGGCUUUUCCUAUUGAUUACCUUCAAGUGGGACUUCCUGGAUCCUACAAUCUUAUUGUAAAGAGCGUGGAUUGAAACAUUUUAGCAUCUUGCUUGUGAUGUUUUGCACUGUUGGAGGAAUGAGGCCAAUGGCGAGGUUUCAAAGUACUACUCUGCGCUCCAAAGCAUAGUUCACCGAUCAUGGAGCCGGUGCUUCCCAAGAACAACCCAUCGUCGAUGCCGCGCACAGCGAGAGGAGAAUCCUAGAACGUUUGUUCUGCAGGUCUACGCAAUAUCGUACGAUGCCGUGCACCUCAUGCAUUAGUAUCUCACUCCAUGGAGAGGGGAAAUACGAACUAUUCUUCGCUCUAGAACUGUAGGUCUGAAUUCUUAGUUCUUCGGCAGAUCACUUUACAAAGCUGGUCAAAUCACAAGACCACGAGCAUUCUCUGAAAUGGGAAAUCUUCCUUCCGAGCGAGCUUAGUGUCGCAAAAUGCUGGGGCGGUCGUUAGAUCUAUAUGUACUUGACUCCCUUUGCUGUUAGGCAACAUUUAGACAUCAAAUCACGGACUCUUCUUCAACAUUUGUCCAUCCACAGUCAUCAAUACCGAUAACCGUGUAACAUUCAGUCAUCAUGACGAUUCCAGAUGAAGUUGAUAUCAUCGUUUGCGGCGGUGGUUCCGCAGGCUGCGUUGUUGCUGGACGCCUAGCCAAUCUAGAUCACAACUUGCAAGUCCUUCUCAUUGAAGCUGGAGAAAACAAUCUCAAUAAUCCCUGGGUAUAUCGCCCUGGUAUCUAUCCUCGUAAUAUGAAGCUUGACAGCAAGACUGCGUCGUUCUACUAUUCCCGACCUUCCAAAUGGCUUGCCGGUCGAAGUGCCGUGGUACCAUGUGCUCAUGUGCUUGGCGGAGGUUCGAGCAUCAACUUCAUGAUGUAUACACGAGCAUCUGCAUCUGAUUAUGAUGACUUUCAGGCAAAGGGUUGGACGACGAAAGAACUUAUCCCGUUAAUGAAGAAGCAUGAGACGUAUCAACGUGCUUGUAACAACCGAGAUAUUCACGGCUUCGAGGGUCCCAUCAAGGUUUCCUUUGGCAACUACACGUAUCCGAUCGCACAGGACUUCCUUCGAGCGUCCGAGUCCCAAGGUAUUCCUACGACCGAUGAUCUUCAAGAUUUAGUUACUGGUCAUGGUGCUGAGCACUGGCUCAAGUGGAUCAACAGAGACACAGGCCGUCGUUCCGACUCUGCACACGCGUACAUUCAUAGUACUCGGGAACACUACUCCAAUCUACAUCUUGUGUGCAACACGAAGGUUGACAAAGUUAUCAUCGAGAACGGUGUUGCGGUUGGUGUUCAGACUGUGCCCACUAAGCCACUUUCACCGGGACAAGUGAAGCCCAGAAUUUUCAGAGCGAGGAAGCAAAUUGUAGUCAGUGGAGGGACUCUAAGUUCACCUCUAAUUCUACAACGUUCAGGCAUAGGAGACCCGGAAAAAUUGCGUAAAGCUGGUGUAGAACCACUAGUAAACCUUCCUGGUGUUGGCUUAAACUUCCAGGACCACUAUCUGACCUUCGCUGUUUAUCGCGCGAAGCCGGAUGUAGAAUCUUUUGAUGAUUUUGCUCGCGGAGAUAAGGAAGUUCAAAGACGUGUGUUCGAGCAAUGGAAUAUCAAUGGAACUGGCCCACUUUCCACCAAUGGUAUCGAGGCUGGUGUCAAAAUUCGACCCACGGAGGAAGAGCUGAAGAAAAUGGAUAAAUGGCCAUGUCCGGAGUUCCGCGAGGGCUGGAACAGCUACUUCAAGAACAAGCCUGACAAGCCUGUCAUGCAUUAUUCUGUGAUUGCUGGCUGGUUUGGUGAUCACAUGCUCAUGCCACCAGGCAAGUUCUUCACAAUGUUCCAUUUCCUUGAAUACCCGUUCAGCCGCGGUUUCACUCAUAUCACCUCUCCCAACCCAUACGAUGCACCUGACUUCGAUGCCGGGUUUAUGAAUGAUAAGCGCGACAUGGCUCCAAUGGUUUGGGGCUACAUCAAGUCUCGUGAGACCGCUCGUCGCAUGGAAGCCUAUGCUGGAGAGGUACAAGCGAUGCAUCCUUUCUACAAGUUUGACUCACCAGCGCGAGCUAAAGACCUGGAUCUGGCUACGACAAAGGCUUACGCCGGGCCUGAUCAUAUCACUGCAGGAAUUCAGCACGGAAGCUGGAGUCUGCCAAUAGAAGCCGGAAAACCCCCUGAGCCCAACUUCGUUACCAGUAAUCAACAGGCAGUCUACCAGGAUUUGGAAUAUUCCGAAGAUGAUAUCAAGGCUAUUGAAGAAUGGGUCAAGCGUCACGUCGAAACCACAUGGCACAGCCUUGGAACGUGUUCUAUGGCUCCCAAGGAAGGUAACAGCAUUGUGAAGCAUGGCGUUGUUGAUGAGCGCCUGAACGUCCACGACGUGAAGAACCUGAAGGUUGCGGAUUUGUCUAUCUGUCCAGACAAUGUGGGUUGCAAUACCUACUCCACAGCUCUCCUAAUUGGCGAGAAAUGCGCUGUCUUGGUUGCCGAAGAUCUUGGAUACAGUGGUUCAGCAUUGGACAUGAAAGUUCCCGAGUACCACGCACCACGUGAAAUUGUUGGCUUACACAGGUUGUAAAAAGAAAAAACUGAAAAUGAAAAUGAAAAUGAUCUUUCUGAGAGACUGAUUGAAUGACGGCCGAAAACGAAGUAAAACAAUCUUUACAUGAAUUUACAUCAACGAAUUGACUGAAUUUUCUCUUUUGA